AUGGCAGGCAUUACGGACAAAUGGGUCCAACAUCUGAGGACUCGCGAUCGCCAGGACAAGGCAGAGUCACACUCUUUUACGUGCGAUAUCUGCGGCGACGAAAUCAAGACGUUAGAAACUUGGCUCGAUCAUGUCAAAUCCGAUCAGGAGCAUCAGGAAAAGUGGCCGACGCUGGAAGCAGCGCAACUAUCAUACGUUCAUAAGGGAUCGAUUAGACCAACUAGUCAGGACUCCAAUAGCAGGAAACGACGUGCAGACACCACCAAUGGGACCGUAGGGGACCAGACCACAACGGUCACUGCAGUCGAUCAAGACCGAGAUGCCGAAGGCCACCAGGCAAAGCGUCGGUCGCCUGAGCCGAGCGCUCCAGGCCGUAGCCGUGCCCGUAAUGACCACCGGAACGACUACGGGGGUCGGCCCCACCAGAACACAUCAGGCCGUCAGCUCUGGACCUCCGAUGAUGGUGUUCAGCAAAAGUCACAGGGCCAGGGGCGAGCUGUCUCCCUUGGUUCGCCCAGGCAAGGGCCUACCAAGGCAAACAGACCUACACAGACAGCCACACAACAGGUCAACCGUCCUUCAUCCAAUGAUGAUGAGUCCACCUCCAAGAUGAUGCGUCAGCCAGAGACAAGACCCAUCUCACAAGAUCAGCUUGUCGCAGAGGUAAAAGGCAUCUACGCAGGACUGGUCAUGGUUGAGACAAAGUGCAUCGAAGUUGACAAUGCCCAAUCAUCCAACACCGAUGCCAAUUCAAAACUUAACAACGAACAAUGGCAGGCAUUGAUUGCACUUCACCGCACCCUCCUCCAUGAGCAUCAUGAUUUCUUUCUUGCAAGCCAACACCCCUCUGCUAGCCCUGCUCUGCGAAGGUUAGCAUCCAAGUAUGCGAUGCCUGCUCGUAUGUGGCGACACGGCAUUCACUCGUUUCUUGAGCUUCUCAGACAUCGUCUCCCUGCCUCUCUAGAGCACAUGCUCACUUUUCUGUACUUGGCUUACAGUAUGAUGGCCUUGCUAUACGAAACUGUGCCUGCUUUUGAGGAUACUUGGAUCGAGUGUCUUGGAGACCUUGGUAGAUAUCGCAUGGCCAUUGAGGAUGAUGAUAUCAGAGACCGUGAGGUAUGGACUGGCGUAAGUCGUCACUGGUACAGCAAAGCAUCUGAUAAGUCCCCUACUACGGGCAGACUUUAUCACCAUUUGGCCAUCUUGGCCCGUCCCAAUGCCUUGCAGCAGCUGUACUAUUACACCAAGUCCCUCUGUGUUCCCAUUCCCUUUUCAAGCGCACGAGAAAGUAUAAUGACGUUGUUUGAUCCUGUGCUGAACAAUAAUACGGCCCGUCUUGCCCCCGUUGAUGCUGCAUUUGUGCGCGCUCAUGCUAUUCUCUUCUCUGGGAAGUCCCAAGACCAGCUGUCAGAGUCAACGGAUAGCUUUAUUGAUUCACUUGAUGGUCAUAUUGGUCGGGUAACUAAGCGAUGGUUGGAAUCAGGAUACUAUAUUGCCAUUGCUCUGUCGUGUUCUCUACUCGGGUAUGGUGCUGAGUCUAAUGUUCUUAUGCGGGCCAUGUCUAAAAAGCCCGAAGAGACUGACGUCACUAUGGAUGGGAACACCAUUUCCGAGGCCGCCCCUGAUGAGACAUUCAAGCUUGCGCUUGACUUUGCAACCCGGACGAUUUCGCGAGUUCUUUAUCGCUGGGGAGAUACCAAUACGUUACCCUUCGUGCAUUCCAUCCUGGUUUUCAUGAACCACAUGACACAGUAUCCAGCGGCUAUUUCCCAUUUGGAGGGCGCAUAUCCCUGGAAACUAACUUCCAUUAUGCUGAACACCCUUUUGCUCUCCUGCGAGCCUGGGUAUGAGAUCCGUGGCCACUUCCGCCUGCCGGAAAAGGACCAGCUCCCGCGCCCAUUGCCCGAGGACUUUGCCAUGCGAGGCCUGCUCUAUGCCGAGGAUUACUUCCCCAACGACUGGUUCAGUAAUGACAAGAUAGACGAGGAUGAGAAGUACUUUGAGUUACCAUCUGUCUCCGAAGAGCGCAAGGACCGUAUCCUUUCUCUUGGAUACAAGAUAGCAUCCUCCGGCAACUGGCUUAUCUGGAAUGGAGAAUCUCGCCAAUUCGAGGUUCCUGAAAAGUAUAACGUCAAGACAAACCUGGACAGCAGGCAAAAGGCCAACGCCGAGUGA
Messenger RNA from Fusarium musae, 2175 nucleotides. RefSeq lists its product as uncharacterized. The coding region runs from base 1 to 2175 and encodes 724 amino acids. The record is from RefSeq and is a predicted model, not a curated record. NCBI's taxonomy places the organism in Eukaryota, Fungi, Ascomycota, Sordariomycetes, Hypocreales, Nectriaceae. Gene Ontology annotation, biological process: nuclear-transcribed mRNA catabolic process, nonsense-mediated decay. Gene Ontology annotation, cellular component: telomerase holoenzyme complex. The transcript has 3 exons. Gene Ontology annotation, molecular function: telomeric repeat DNA binding; telomerase RNA binding; protein binding.